AUCACAAACUUCUACGUGGUGCAACCUGCAGAUUCCACUAUAAAAGGCCGGCGGCGAGCGAGCAACUAGCAAUCACAGACAGUUCUUUUACGUUGCGUUUUGCUAUUCGCCAUGGACUGCAGAGUCUGUUGCAGUGGCUUUGAUAACAGGAGCCACCUGCCACGCAAUCUCCAAUGCGGCCACUCCUUCUGCACCAGCUGCCUCGCCACCCUGAUUUGCGGGAAGAAAAUUUCGUGCCCUGAAUGCCGAGGAAGUCAGAAGGUUGAAGGUGGAGUCAAGGGCCUACCCGUGAGCCACACCGUGCUUAGAAUACUGAAGGCAAAACACAAUGAGAGCAACAGGGUGCCUGUCUUCGUGCCUCCCAAGCUGGAAACGACAAUACCCGAGGCGUGGUCGAACAAAGUUUAUACGAGCACGUGGAAAGCUUGUCUCGAGCAAAUCCUCGACAGCAACUUAAAUCACACGAGUCUCCUGAAUAAGGUGUUGCAUCAUCAACAGCGGAUCGCCCAGUGCCUGGAGGAGGAGGCGGAGAGGUGCAAGCAGAAGCAAUUGGCGAUCAGUAAGGUGAAAGAAGAACUGCUCAGCUGCAAGAAGCGAUCAGACGAGGCCCAGACACAGGAGGACAUAGAAGACCAAAGGACGCCGCUGUGGCCAAACUUCUGGUCAUCUGAUCAGCAACGUGUCCUCAGUAACUACCUGGAGGUAAAUGAGAAUACGAAAGGAAACUUAAAGCAGUACUCGGCACGCACACGCAGGAUUAUCAAAAAUGUUUUGGACAUUUCGAGAGGGUUAGAUGUCAAAAUAUACAUCAAUGGGUACGACACAGAUGCUAUAUCUGACGUCACCCUUCUCUUUGAUGACGCCAUAGGGUAAAUUAAAGAGACAUUGUUCUUCUUCCUCUUAUUCUUAAACUUUUUUCCUUUUCUUAUUUUUUUUUCUUCUUUUCUUGUUCUUCCUUUCGUCUUCGUAUUUCUCUCACACAAUGAUACAUUCUUUCAUGCUGUAUCAUGGUCGCUACAGAACACAAUAUCAUCAUGUUUGUACUGAUAAUUAAAAAAUUAAAAAGA
Penaeus monodon (black tiger shrimp) is the source of this 1067-nucleotide messenger RNA. RefSeq lists its product as uncharacterized. Bases 112 to 873 code for a protein of 253 amino acids. NCBI's taxonomy places the organism in Eukaryota, Metazoa, Arthropoda, Malacostraca, Decapoda, Penaeidae. Gene Ontology annotation, molecular function: ubiquitin protein ligase activity; metal ion binding. Gene Ontology annotation, biological process: protein ubiquitination. The transcript is spliced from 3 exons. The record is from RefSeq and is a predicted model, not a curated record.